Messenger RNA from Pestalotiopsis fici W106-1, 1065 nucleotides. RefSeq lists its product as uncharacterized. The coding region runs from base 1 to 1065 and encodes 354 amino acids. The record is from RefSeq and is a predicted model, not a curated record. Lineage: Eukaryota; Fungi; Ascomycota; Sordariomycetes; Amphisphaeriales; Sporocadaceae. The transcript is spliced from 3 exons. Gene Ontology annotation, molecular function: FAD binding; D-amino-acid oxidase activity.
AUGGUUCACGCCGUCGUCAUUGGUGCCGGAGUCAUUGGCCUCAGCGCCGCUAUACGGUUGCAGGAGGAAGGCCAUCAGGUCAUUAUUGUAGCUCGUGAUUUUCCGGCUCCGUUUGAGACUGUCGAUGCACAAUUACAGAUCAACUAUACAUCUCCCUGGGGAGGGGCGCAUAAUCGUUGGGUGCUGCCGGCGAACCCGACGGAAGAGAAAGAACACCAAAUGGCAUUAAUCACAUAUGAGCGAAUGAUGCAGCUGCAAAAGACUCAGCCAGAUGCCGGUAUCACGCCAAUGCCUGGUAUUGAAUAUCUCGAAGCGCCAAGUCCAGUAUACACGAGUCUCACAGAGGCCAAGGCAAGUAGUCUAGGGCUGGCAGGAUUCCGUUUCCUCCGGCCAGAAGAAUUCCCAGACUCGCGAGUCAAGCUUGGAUUUACAUACGACACUUGGUGUGUGAAUCCAAUGGUAUAUUGCAGUUUUCUGCUGCGGAGAUUCUCUAUUCGGGGUGGCAAGGUGCUCAAGCGCGAACUACGAGACCCGGCCGAGUUGUUCUCGUUGAAAGAACUCGGCCGUGUUGAUGUUGUAGUCAACUGCUCGGGCAACGGCUUCCAAGACGAGAAUGUAUUCAUUACACGCGGCCAGACUUGCCUGGUUACGAAUUAUUGUCCCGCCACAGUGACGCGACAGAAUGCCGAUGGCUCUUGGACAUUCUCGGUGCCUCGCAAUUUCGAUGGAGGCACCAUCGUCGGAGGAACGAAAGAGCCCAACAACUGGGACUCGACGCCGUCAUUGGCAGUGAGGAAGUUACUUCUCGACAAGUUUGCCGCGGCAUACCCUCCCAUUCUCGGCAAAGACGGAAAAUUCACAGUCAUCAAGGAUAUCGUGGGAAGGAGGCCUACGCGGAAAGGCGGUAUGCGCUUGGAGCGGGAGAGGAUACAUGAUGGAAAGAGCAUCAUUCAUGCCUAUGGGCUUGGCGGCCGAGGCUAUGAGCUGAGCUGGGGAGUCGCCCAAGGGGUCAUCAACUUGCUCGUGGAAGAUUUGCAAUCGUCAAAGGUUGUAGCAAAACUCUAG